AUUGUAUCAAGCAAUUGAAUGACAGAAAUUUUUUCAAAUCUCUACCUAAUAAUGUCCAAGCUUGUCAUCUUCGGCGCCACUGGCCAACAGGGCCGAUCAAUCCUCGACACAGUCCACAACGACCCCAAUCUUUCCAAGCAAUACUCCAUCCGCGCAAUCACCCGCGACACUUCACAAUCUGCAGCAAAAGAAAUCGCUAAACAAGGAAUCGAGACAAUUCAAGCUGAUGCCAGCGACCCCGCCUCUCUCCCAGCAGCUCUAGAAAACGCCCACACCGUGAUCAUAAUCACCACUACCACCUACGAUGCCGACCUAAAAGCACGAGAAUACAGCCAGGUCAAGGCAGUUGGCGACGCAGCCGUCGCAGCAGGAGCGAAGUACAUAAUCUUCAGCACUGCAGUACACUCCGCGGCGCUCUGGAACGGCCGGGCUGUGGAUGCGUUCGACUCCAAAGCAGAAGCAGAGGAGUACCUCCGAUCGCUCCCUCUGAAGACUGCGUUCUUUGCACCGAGCAUGUUCAUGCAAAACUUGACGACGAUGAUGGCGCCUGUCCCGGGCCCUGAUGGGACGUACACCAUCGCUAGCGUCAUUUCUCCAGAUACCCAGAUCCCUCUCAUUGACGUAGCGCAUGAUUCGGGGAAGUAUAUCGCGGCCAUCUUGGCUGAUCCUGAGAAUACAGCCGGUAUUACUCUCCAUGCGGCAACGGGGCUAUAUAGCUUUGCGGAAAUAGCGGCCAUCAUAUCGAGAGUCUCUGGGAAGACGGUUAACUAUGUGAAGAUUCCUGAGGAAGUGUAUGCGGGUUUCAUGGAACCUGAACAAGGAGCAAGGGUUGCUUCCAUGAUGCGAUUUUUCGAGGAGGUUGGGUAUUUUGGACCUAAUACUCCGAAGUUAGUCGAUAGGACGGUGAAGAUGGUGAAGGCGAAGUUGACUACUUUUGAGGAGUUCGCUGGGAAGUACUUGGUGAAUAUUUAAUGAUUGUGCAUAUGUACUUCUAACCUAGGCUAUUGACCGACAAUACUUGGUAAAGCAGCAUACAGGGCGUGAUUGCGGUGUUUGACAGAA
Molecule: messenger RNA, 1062 nt
Organism: Aspergillus alliaceus
Lineage: Eukaryota; Fungi; Ascomycota; Eurotiomycetes; Eurotiales; Aspergillaceae
Exons: 1
Coding region: 19-972 (317 amino acids)
Source: RefSeq, a predicted model, not a curated record